AUGGCGAUCAAAAGCGGGAAGCUAGACGGGGGAGAAUCUAGCCGAAAGCCUCCAGCAAGAAGGAAGGAUAAUGAGGUCAGUAAUGUGAAGAAAUAUGAUUCUAAUAACAUUACAGUAUCUCGACAACAAGCCACUGUAUCGUCAACAUUAAAUCCUGUCCAGCAAGGGGCGAAAGAACCAAGACAGGAAAGGGAAAGGGUUCAAUUUGACCCUAUCCCCAUGACCUAUAAAGAACUAUUCCAAAUCCUUGAGCAGCCCAAUGUGGCUCAGAACCCACUCCCGAAUCAUGCAGGGACAGGGGUUAAUAUUGUUAUUGAAGAAAAAGGGAACGAAGUCAUUACCAAAGUCAAAGAAGUGAAAUCAUCCAUGCAUUGGGUAUGGGGGCAAAUGGUCAAAAUAGGCUGGUUGACCUUUAAUGCUAACGAAAAUAAGCAUGCUUGCCCCUACCACUAUUGCGAGGAUCAUGUCAUUCAAAAAUGUGAUGAGUUCAAGGCCUUGGUUCAAAGGCUGAUGGAUAGUAAAGAUAUGGAAUUUUACCAUGAAGCUACGAAAGAGAAAGAGAUUGAGAUUUGCGCUUCCGAAGGAACAUCCAAGGGAGUUUACAAUACUAACUGCCCUUUAGUCAUCACACCGAAAGCCCAGACUAUGGAAAGGUUAAUCCCUAAAAUAGUGAUCACGCCUCCGUCGUCUUUUCCUUAUAAGGACAACAAGCAGGUCCCUUUGAGGUAUGGAUGUCAAUUAAAGAAUGUUGAGAGUUCAGAGGCUGCUAAGGAAGAGGUGGAUGAGGUAGGCCAUUUCACCAGAAGUGGGAGAUGUUAUUCUCCCAACCAGACCAGUGAACCCGAGAAAAGGACGACCGUUGAUAAAGGAAAAAGGGUUGAGAUAUUAUUGAAAAAUGAUGAGCCGACAAUUAAUGAGCCUGUAACCGAAAAUGAUGCUGUAGAGUUUUUAAAAUUCUUAAAACAUAGCGAAUAUAACAUUGUUGAACAAUUACACAAAUUUCCAGCUCGUAUCUCAAUCCUAGCUUUACUAUUAAGCUCUGAGGCACAUCGAAACGUCUUGUUGAAAAUCUUGAAUCAGACUUUCGUACCGAAAGAUGUACCAGUGGAAAAAAUAGACCGACUGGUUGUAAAUAUUCAGGCGGAUAACUUCAUCUCUUUCUCUGAUGACGAGAUCCCGUCCGGAAUGAUGGGCAAUCCCAAUGCCCUGCACAUUACCAUCCAAUGCAAGGGACAUGUGUUAUCGCGAGUACUAAUUGACAACGGUUCUGCCUUGAAUGUGAUGCCAUUAGUAACCUUGAAGAAAAUAUCGGUCGAUAGAAAGCCUUGGAUCCACCAGGCAGGAGUCGUUCCAUCUACUCUGCAUCAAAAACUCAAAUUUGUAAUUGAGGGGAGAUUGGUAUGCCUUAAUGCCGAGGAAGAUAUCAUUGCUUCCAUAUCUACUACCGCUUCAUAUGUUGAAGUAGAUGAAGAUGCAGUCGAGUGCUCUUUCAGAGCCCUGGAAUUUAUUAAUGUCACAUUUGUUGCUGAAAGAAAGAAAAUUCCAAAGCCUAGGCUAUCAAACUGUACCAAAAUGGGACUGAAAAAGACCCUGGGAAGAGGAGCCAAGGUUAGAAGAGGGCUAGGGAGUCGCUUACAGGGGAAUAUUAGUCCAGUUUUUCCCGGUUUUAAGCUAGAUCGUUUUGGUCUAGGAUAUCGCCCGACUUUAAAGGAAAAAUUGAAAAAUGUUCAAAAGAGCCAGGAAAAGAGGAGAGUCAGGUUAGCCAGGGAGGAUAUUAAGUGGGAGCCUAUGAUUUUCCCAUCGCUGCGUGACACCUUCAUAUCAAGGGGCCACAUGUUUCAGGGGGACUGA
Molecule: messenger RNA, 1851 nt
Organism: Hibiscus syriacus
Lineage: Eukaryota; Viridiplantae; Streptophyta; Magnoliopsida; Malvales; Malvaceae
Exons: 3
Coding region: 1-1851 (616 amino acids)
Source: RefSeq, a predicted model, not a curated record